GCGGGGGGGGGGGGGAGGGGGGAGGCGGGGCAGGGCCGGAGGCUGGGGUGCCGCCUCCUCUGCAACGCCGGGGCCGAAGUCUUAGAACCCAGGGCCCGUAGGGGUCCCCGCGGCCGCCGCGAUGCAGAAAUACGAGAAACUCGAGAAGAUUGGGGAAGGCACCUAUGGAACAGUAUUCAAGGCCAAAAACCGAGAGACCCAUGAGAUUGUGGCUCUGAAACGGGUGAGGCUGGAUGACGAUGAUGAGGGAGUGCCGAGCUCAGCCCUUCGGGAAAUCUGCCUACUCAAAGAGCUGAAGCACAAGAACAUCGUCAGGCUUCAUGACGUCCUGCAUAGCGACAAGAAGCUGACUUUGGUUUUUGAGUUCUGUGACCAGGACCUUAAGAAGUAUUUCGACAGCUGCAAUGGUGACCUAGAUCCUGAAAUUGUAAAGUCCUUCCUCUUCCAGCUGCUGAAAGGCCUGGGAUUCUGUCACAGCCGCAAUGUACUGCACAGGGACCUGAAGCCCCAGAACCUGCUGAUAAACAGGAACGGGGAGCUGAAAUUGGCCGAUUUUGGCUUGGCUCGAGCCUUUGGGAUCCCAGUUCGCUGUUACUCAGCUGAGGUGGUCACGCUGUGGUACCGCCCACCGGAUGUCCUCUUUGGGGCCAAGCUGUACUCCACAUCCAUCGACAUGUGGUCGGCCGGCUGCAUCUUUGCAGAGCUGGCCAAUGCGGGGCGGCCUCUUUUCCCGGGCAAUGACGUAGACGACCAGUUGAAGAGAAUCUUCCGGCUUCUGGGGACACCAACCGAGGAGCAGUGGCCUGCCAUGACCAAGCUGCCAGACUAUAAGCCCUACCCGAUGUACCCGGCCACAACGUCCCUGGUGAAUGUCGUACCCAAGCUCAAUGCCACAGGGAGGGACCUUCUACAGAACCUCCUGAAAUGUAACCCCGUCCAGCGCAUCUCGGCAGAGGAAGCCCUGCAACACCCCUACUUCUCCGACUUCUGCCCCCCGUAGGCUCCAGGACCUUGGCCGGGCUGGGGCCUGGCCUAUUUAAGCCCCCUCCCAGGAGGGGAGGAAAAGCCGGGGGUGCACGGGGUGCUGAGCUCCAGCUGUGCUGGGCCUGGCCGGGGUGGGGGUGCCCCGGCCCGUGUUCUUCGCUCCCUCCGUGGACUUUAUUUAAUUUCAUAAAUUGGCUCCUUUCCCACA
Acinonyx jubatus (cheetah) is the source of this 1192-nucleotide messenger RNA. RefSeq names its product cyclin dependent kinase 5 (gene CDK5). Gene Ontology annotation, molecular function: cyclin-dependent protein serine/threonine kinase activity; ATP binding. The record is from RefSeq and is a predicted model, not a curated record. Gene Ontology annotation, cellular component: nucleus; cytoplasm. The transcript is spliced from 12 exons. Gene Ontology annotation, biological process: axonogenesis; synaptic vesicle transport; neuron apoptotic process. Lineage: Eukaryota; Metazoa; Chordata; Mammalia; Carnivora; Felidae. The coding region runs from base 122 to 1000 and encodes 292 amino acids.